Rhagoletis zephyria (snowberry fruit fly) is the source of this 691-nucleotide messenger RNA. RefSeq lists its product as uncharacterized. NCBI's taxonomy places the organism in Eukaryota, Metazoa, Arthropoda, Insecta, Diptera, Tephritidae. The record is from RefSeq and is a predicted model, not a curated record.
AUGGCUGGUCCACAAGUGCAACACUCACAUUCGCAGCGCCCCAACAGCGCCUACUACAUGGGAUUGAAUGGCGGUGGCAGUAGCGCCGGCGGCAUGGCCAACAAUGGUCAUCACAGCGUGGGCGGCACGGAGUGCACGCACACAGCCAACACAGCGACAGGCAUUAGCACGAGCAGUAGCGCGCACUCUGGCCUGCAUGCGCUGCGUCAAAUGUCCAACGACAUGGAGUUAAUAUAUCGCGGCAAUACGGCCAAUGCGGCCAAUGCCAAUGCCAAUGCCAACGCCAGUCACCACUCCACCAUGUCGUCACAUGUCAUUGAACAACAGCCAACAGCAGCUGUGGCGGCGACAGCUGCCGCUACUCUGGACACCACCGAUGUAUCGUGCGGUGGCAGUGGUCAAAUAGUCAGCAUAGCUGGGCUCGGCGCAAGUGCCAGUGAUGCUUUAAUUGUUCCUUCAAGCGCUGCGACGAAACGUAACAAAUUGGCGUCGUCCAAAUCAGCGCAACGCAGUGUUGAAAUUGUUGUCGAUGCGUCACAAUGUGACGCUGGCGAUGAUGGCGUGGGUGACAGCAAGUCAGGCGAUGACGUCGAACAAGGGCGGCGUAUGUCGCGACAUCGGCGUCGACCGUUGCAUCGGCGAUUUUUCAACUACCUGCGCAAUUUGUUUCAAGGCAGUGCCGCUCAGCAUG